Rhizophagus irregularis DAOM 181602=DAOM 197198 is the source of this 940-nucleotide messenger RNA. RefSeq lists its product as uncharacterized. Gene Ontology annotation, biological process: actin filament depolymerization; actin filament severing. Lineage: Eukaryota; Fungi; Glomeromycota; Glomeromycetes; Glomerales; Glomeraceae. Gene Ontology annotation, molecular function: actin filament binding. The record is from RefSeq and is a predicted model, not a curated record. Gene Ontology annotation, cellular component: cytoplasm; actin cytoskeleton; actin cortical patch.
GUAUGAAUGUUUAUCUAACUCAUCUAUUUGAACGCCGAAAGUUUGACAAUAACGUUCCAAGUUUCUUUUUGCUUUUAAUAAUUCUUGUUUAUAUUAUAAUUCUCUAGAAUGUCUAGUUCUAGUGGUGUCGACCUCAGCGAGGAAUGCUUGGAGUUUUUUCAAGAUCUCAAGUUAAAAAAAAAAUAUAAGUAUAUCCUGUAUAAGCUUGAUGAUAGCUAUAAAUCAAUCGUCCUUGAAAAGGCGGUUGAAGAAGCUACUUAUGAUGACUUUGUAAGUGAGCUUACUUCAAGUGGUCCUCGUUACGCUGUUUAUGAUUUCGACUAUGAAAAGCCCGGUGAAGGUCAACGUAGCAAGAUCGCAUUCUACUCUUGGAUACCUGAUGAUUCCAAAGUCAAGGACAAAAUGCUUUACGCUUCAAGCAAGGACGCCAUUCGCAAGAGACUUGUAGGCGUUGCCAUCGAAAUACAAGGCACAGAUUUAUCCGAGGUUUCUUAUGAAGCUGUACUUGAAAAAGCUUCUCGUUCGAACUGAAGUUCAUUGCAAUUUAUCAUUAUUAAUAUUUUUUACGUUAUUUUGUUGUUUAAAUAAAAUUUCUGUAUUUUUUUCAUUUUCACUUCCAAAUGAAGUUAACUUCGUAAAUUUUAUAAGUGAACUGACUAAUUUAUUUAUUAAGAGGAUCUAAUUAGAAAUAUAAAUUUUUUUAGAUAUCACAUUUCGGCCAUAUAAAUACAUAUAUGUUUAGGAGCAAAAAAGAUUUAGCUUGGAUUCUUCAAUGAAGACAUUAUACAAAAAAAGUUUAUAUAUAUUAUGUUCGAAAAUUCAGAAUGAUUAAAAAAAAUUUGUAUAGUUCUUCUGACUUUAUUGAGAAUUUAGGAUUGUAUUAUUGCCUAAUUUGUUCAUGGUUCGUUUAUACUUAUUUCUGACCAAAUGAUUCACAAUU